Ziziphus jujuba (common jujube) is the source of this 2352-nucleotide messenger RNA. RefSeq lists its product as uncharacterized. Bases 676 to 2352 code for a protein of 558 amino acids. The record is from RefSeq and is a predicted model, not a curated record. The transcript has 3 exons. Lineage: Eukaryota; Viridiplantae; Streptophyta; Magnoliopsida; Rosales; Rhamnaceae.
CUACGGACCGUAAUAUUGUAAUGCACACAGUGAAAAUGCACAGAGUGAAAACGAUGCCUUAGGCCUGACAGGGGAACUCACUCAAGUCAUGACCUUGCGCUAAGCAAGAAACUCAAGUCAUGUUUGGAUGGCGGAAAAAUGGUGUGGCACGGGGACAUUUCAUCAAACACUUGGUAAGCAUUCUCUCCAUUUUGGGCCUUAUAAUGGGCUAAGCACCUAGAGUAGUGUAGAAUUCUCUAGAACCUUAUGGAGAACUCUAGGUCAAGCCAUGUACACAUAUCCAUUUCCAAAUGCUUCUUUAGAUAUUUUUGUAAAGGAGGUGGGAAUGAUCUAGACACCCAUUCUCCACUGUAGGAUUAAAGCAAUUAUAGCCGUAGGAUUAGAUUUUGUAUGCCUAUAAAUAGGUGGAGCCCUCAUUUGGCCAAACCAUCCAAGGAUUUAAGAAUCCAAGCUACACUUGUAAAGCUCUCUUUUAAGCAAUAUACUUUCAUUCUCCCAAACUCUCUUUGUGCUCUAGCUUUCUUUGCUUAGCUUUCUCUUUUAGUGAGCAAAAGGCUUACUUAGUUGCAACAAAGGGUCGGAAUAGCAACUAAGGCCGCACGGUUUGAAGGGAUAAGAAACAAGUCCGUGACAAGUGGUAUCAGAGCCUUGGUUAGAGCUAGCAUUUAGAGCACAAUGUCUUCAUCAGAGGUUGUGGUUGAAGAAGCAAGGGGAAGGGAGGUCAUCCCUGAAGCUGCAAGGAAGGGACGUGGGCGCUCAAAGUCGAAGGACGUUCUCACCGCCAUGGAGACCAAGGUGGUCAAGAUGGAGUUGGUCGUUGCCGACAUGAUGGAGCGGCUUGAUCGGGUGGAGCAAGGCAUGGAGGAGCUCGGUGGUCGAGUGAAAGACCAAGUGGGGGAGCUUAGAGGUACCAUGCAAGACACCAACGAGGCCAACACCGAGGCGUGGCGUCAAGAAAGCCAAGCUUUCCAAGCAAAGGUAAUGGAAACCUUGUCCCUUAUGCAAGCUCAAUUAGAUGAGUUUAAGAAGAGUUUAGAGGAGACACGUGGGGAUUGGGCGUUAUGCAAGAGAGCUGCAACUAGUGGCACAGUCACUACCCAACAAAUAGUCUCUACUCCAAGGGUAGAUGCUCCCAAGCCCAAGGAAUUUAGUGGGAGAAGGGAUGCAAAGGAGUUGGACAACUACAUGUGGCAUAUGGAACGGUACUUCGAGGAUUUCCAAGACGAGAAGCAAAAGGUAAACACCGCUACCCUCUAUCUUACUAAUCUUGCUGCGGUAUGGUGGCGUAGAAAGCAUGAAGAAAUGAAGAAAGGCAUAUGCGCUAUCAAUUCUUGGGAAGAUUUAAAGAGUGAAUUGAAGAAGCAAUUCUAUCCCGAGAAUGUGGCGAAUGAUGCUAGGAAACGCAUGAAGGAGUUGAAGCACCAACGAUCCAUCUGUGAAUAUGUGGAGCAAUUCUCUGGGUUAAUGCUCCAAAUUCCCAACAUGAGUGAGGAGGAUCUCCUUUUCAACUUCAUGAAUGGGUUGCAACCGUGGGCAUGCCAAGAGCUUCAACGAAGGGGAGUACAAGAUAUUUCCACUGUCCUCACUAUGGCCGAAACGCUUGUCGAAUAUAGGCGAGGUGAGUCUUCCAACCCUAAGCCUAAGAAUAAUUAUAUUAAAGGUGGGGGAGCCAAGUUCCAUAAAACUCCCCAAAGUAAGGAGGUUCCAAGAAGGCCACCACUACCUAACAAAGAUUGGAAGAAAGGAGGCAAGCCCGAAUUCAAGCCGAAGGAAAAUUGCUUCUUAUGUGAUGGUCCCCAUUGGGCUAGAGAUUGUCCGAAGAGGAAGUCCUUAAGUGCCAUGCUCGAAGAGAGGGAAACUCAAGAGCACACACAAAUGGGUUGUCUACAACUCCUCAACUCACUGAAGGCUAGUCCAAUCCCAACCAACAAUACAAAGAACAACUCCCUAAUGUACGUGGCGGCGCGUAUCAACGGGAAAGAUACCCAAGUCAUGGUAGACACCGGCGUAUCUCACAACUUCAUAAGGAAGGAGGAGGCCAUGAGGUUUGGCCUCAAACUCAAAAGUCAAUGGUGGUUGAAAACAAUGAAUGCGGAGGUUAAACCGCUAGAUGGCAUGGCCCGUAACGUGGAGUUGCACCUUGGCACUUGGCAAGGUAACGUAAACUUCUCCGUUGCUCCUAUGGAUGAUUUUGAUAUUGUACUUGGCAUGGAAUUCCUUAGGGAAUUCAAUGUGGUCCCACUCCCUCGCUACAACACGGUGUGCAUAAUGGAGGGAGGACCUUGCAUGAUUCCAACAAUGCACAAGCCAAGUACUUCCAACCGCCUCUCCGCCAUGCAACUCAAGAAAUGA